Molecule: messenger RNA, 762 nt
Organism: Branchiostoma floridae (Florida lancelet)
Lineage: Eukaryota; Metazoa; Chordata; Leptocardii; Amphioxiformes; Branchiostomatidae
Product: DNA replication complex GINS protein SLD5-like
Biological process (GO): double-strand break repair via break-induced replication; DNA-templated DNA replication
Cellular component (GO): GINS complex
Source: RefSeq, a predicted model, not a curated record
GUAUUGCAUUGUGGGAAAAUGGCGGCAAAUGGAAGAAAGUGAGUCGUGCAGAUGAUUUUGUAAAAAGAAGAAAGAAGUUUCUGUGCGUGUUUGUUAAUAUUUGGCACUUCAUAAUGGAUGACCUGGACAUAGAAGAGGGCAGUGAUGAAGAGGUGGAACAGAUGACAGCGGCUGAAGCCUUGGCUAUGGUAGAAAAGGCCUGGCUAAAUGAGAAGUUUUCCCCUGAACUGUUACCACACAAACAGGACCUGGUGGACGUCAUGUUGGACCAGCUCAAUGGCAUGCAAGAGAACAUCAGCAGAGCAAAGAAGGGAGAUCUAAAAGCUAGCAUCCAUAAAAUGGAGAUUGACAGAAUCAGAUAUGUGCUGGCCAGCUACCUGAGGAUACGGCUGGAAAAGAUUGAGAAGUUUGUUCACCACUUGUUAGAAGAAGAGGCUGAACUAGGAGAAGAUGUCCCCUCCAGAAUGUCACCAGAAGAACUACAACAUGCUAAAAAUUUUGCAGCAAACAUGGAAACUCUAUUCAAUGACGUUGUACUAAGACACAUGCCUCGCAACCUGAAGAAACUGGAAGGGUCCAAAGUUGCUGCAAGUCCCAACAAGGACAGCUACGUGUUUCUCCAGGUGCAGGAGCAGGUGGAUCAGGUGAUGGUGGACACAGCUGGGGAUCAAGGGGAUGAAGCUAUAGAUCUGGAGAAGGGCUCCCAACACAUCAUGCGGUACAGAGUGGUGGCACCACUGAUAAACAAUGAUGCCGUCACCC